UCAGGCGGGGCGGGCGAUGAUGAUGGCGGCGGCGGAGCAGCUGCGGGUCGGUGUGAAGGCGAGAUCCAGCCGGAGACGCGCAGGAAAUAAACAAUCAAGUAUUUUGAAAAAUGAAGAUGUAGCACAAAGGAGGGCAGCACUUGAGGCAGCUAUUAGAAAGAAGUUUGAAUAUGAGAAAAAAGCUCUGCGUGUUGUUGAACAGCUAUUGGAGGAAGAUAUUACAGAAGAGUUCCUUGUGAAUUGUGGAAGUUUUAUCACCCCAUCUCACUAUAAGGAUGCUGUGGAGGAGCGUUUUAUCAUCAAACUCUGUGGCUAUCCCUUAUGUCGAAAUGGGCUAGAAAAUGUGCCAAAACAGAAGUACAGAGUUUCAACAAAAACAAACAAAGUUUAUGAUAUUACAGAAAGAAAGAGUUUUUGCAGCAGUUUUUGUUACAGAGCAUCUAAAUAUUUUGAAGCUCAGAUUCCCAAAAGUCCAGUGUGGAUGCGAGAAGAAGAAAGACCACCAGAUAUAGAACUGCUGAAAGAGGGGCAAAGCAUUUGGCCAUUAGGGGGCAAACUCGCAUAUUCCUGCAAAAACAAUGGCCAGUCUGGGGAAGAAGUAAAACUACAUGAUGAAGUCAUUAAAGUCUCAGAUAUUGAAAAUCCUAAGACAUCAGCAAGCCAGUGUGACUCUGCUUCCCAUGGCACAUACAGUGACAGCAGCAGUGAUACUGAACAAGAAUUUGUUUCCUCUAUUCUACCAGAAAAUCGAUCAAAUGCAACCAGUCUGGUGCAACUAUUGCACAAAAAAUGUAUACUCAAAAAGAAGCCUGGUCAAAAUAUAAACUCCACGCAUAGGGAUGGAGACCAUAGAGUGAUAAAUGUCACCGAACAAUUAAGUGAGUGCAAAUUAGAUAUCCAGGAAAAAAAGAGUUCUUGUUCUGUUACUGGCAUUUCUUCAGACAUUAUUAUAUCAGAAAACUUAAAAAAUCCAGAAAACUAUGAAAGUAGGUGUAAUGGUUCACAAGUAGUUUUGCUAGGUGUGAGCAAAGAGGGGGCAGAACAACUCAAAAAAAUACUUGCUAAAUCAAAGCAGCAUAUCAAACCUGAAAUGAGUGCACCAGUUGAUUCCCUUACUGCUACACGUAAUGUGUUAGAUGUGCUUAAGCAGACUUUUAUUGAAUGGAGAACUGAAGAAACUUACAAGUUUCUCUGUGGAUCCAGCUAUGCUACUGUACACUUACCGGAACACACAUCAGCUGUCAACUGUGAGAAAGAAGAACUUGAUGAGGAUGACUUAGAAACAGCAGAUGACCUUAAUGACGCUGCUGCUGCUACAAGGGAAUCUAAAAACAGUUUGAACCAGUCUUUGCCUUUUGGGGGCACAGGUGCAACAGUUAAACCUUUGCCUAGCUAUGAAAAACUAAAAGAAGAAACAGAACUAUUAGGACUAAGAGUAAAGGAAUUCUAUAAAGGAAAAUGCCUCUUGACUGAAGAAGCAACAACACAGGUGGAAGGAGCGGAGCAUCCUAGCAGUGUUAAAGAUGACCAGCAGGGUGAUCCCAUCCUCCCGCUUGUAGAUUCUCAUGCCCAAAUGCAGAUUCGAAAGCAGAUUGUACUUGAAAAAUUGAGAAAAGUAUUGCCUGCAGUUUUGGGCCCUCUUCAGAUUACACUAGGUGAUGUUUACAUGGAACUGAAAAAUCUUGUCAAAACUUUCAGGUUAACAAAUAUAAAUAUUAUUCACAAAAUGCCGGAAUGGACCCUAAUUGCUGUUGUGUUGUUAUCAGCGUUGUCACAGAUUAUUCCAGUCUUUGCAAAUUCUCAACAGAGUCCAGUAUAUACACAGUACCUGUCCACGUUACUUGAAGAAUUGCAUUUCAAUAAAGAAGAUCUUGGAAGUUUAACAAGAAUAUUUAGACAUGACAGCAUGCCUGAAUGAAUGAUGAUGAUCUCAAACCUCUUCUUUUGCACCUGAAGUCAGUAUUGAAGUAUUGCUAUAGUGAACAAUUUUUUUUUCUUUUGAGAGUUGA
Messenger RNA from Emys orbicularis (European pond turtle), 2009 nucleotides. It is a transcript of the gene RPAP2, whose product is annotated as RNA polymerase II associated protein 2. The record is from RefSeq and is a predicted model, not a curated record. Bases 17 to 1918 code for a protein of 633 amino acids. Gene Ontology annotation, molecular function: RNA polymerase core enzyme binding; RNA polymerase II CTD heptapeptide repeat phosphatase activity. Gene Ontology annotation, cellular component: cytoplasm; nucleus. Lineage: Eukaryota; Metazoa; Chordata; Testudines; Emydidae. The transcript has 14 exons.